Molecule: messenger RNA, 1367 nt
Organism: Penaeus indicus
Lineage: Eukaryota; Metazoa; Arthropoda; Malacostraca; Decapoda; Penaeidae
Exons: 11
Molecular function (GO): protein binding
Source: RefSeq, a predicted model, not a curated record
UCAGUGUUAUCGCGUCCUGUGUCCACGGAGGGAGGACUUCGCAUUAAGGUCCAUGACUCACUCUACGACUCACUCUACUCAGGGAGCUACACAAUAUCACUAGAAGAUGUCCAUAUCGGAUCCUCUGAUCAAAGAACUGAAGGGACAUGUCUUGGAGGCAACAAAAGCAAGCUCAAAUGGAGCUAUUUUGGAUAUUCAUCCAUUUCUUCUUCCACUCUGCCAAGUCUUAGAGUCAAUCUUUCGUAAAGGCUUAAACAACAUUGUCCACUCUGCAUUUGGUAUCACAAGAAGAGAUUACUGGGCAUGGAUAGACAAGACUGCACAAACAUCAGCAGGUCUACAAGGGAACUUCAAGAGAAUUGUGGAGGAGGUGUCCAGCAACCCAAGCGUAAAUACCCCCCAAGGCCGUGGCAGGCUCUUCAUUAGGCAUGCUCUCAAAUCAAAAUGUCUUCAUGUGCCAAUUGAAACCAUUGUACGUAUGAAAUGCAAUGAAGGUAUUUACGAAGAAGAUUCUAUCAUAGGAGAUGAGAUUUUAGGAGAGAUUUUCCUGAGUUUGCUGUAUCAGUGUUCCCACCUCCAUUUUGACCUAAAGUUGGAAAAUGCUUCUUUCCUGGAUGAGACAUGGCAACUUCCCCAGUACCAGGAAUACGAGUUGGUGCCUUGCAUGGACCUGGGAGUCUAUCUUGGUCAUGUGAGUGGAAGGGCCGUUGUGGUCAAGGUGGAGGAUGGAAGCGUGGCAGCAGAAGAUAAUAAAAUUGAAGUGGGGGAUGUUAUAGAUGAAGCAUUUGGCAUAUGCAUUAAUGGGUGGCGAAGGGGGCGUGUCACAGCUCUUUUGCGGCAGAAGAGGGGGCUUCCAGUGACGCUUAAGGUCAUUAAGGGUCACUAUCCUAAUGGAUCUGUCUUCCCUGGGGUCAUUCCGCUCCUCCGUCGCCUCCACCUGGAUGUGGACAGUCUCCAAGAACGAUUUAGGGAAGCUGCGCUCUCUGAGAGUCAGGAGACUUCUUUGACAGGCAGCCACAUAGGGGGUCAAACAGUGCAGUACAUGGGCAGUGUAUCAGUUGGAGGAUGCGGAGAUGUCUCACAAAUAGAACAUGCUGUAAUGGCAGUGUCUAGUCAGAACAGACAGUCAGUUCCUGUCAUCCUCAUAACUGGGGAGAUUGGCGUUCAGACAUUACUGAAGACUAAUCGAAAGAUGGUGUUAAGUCAUAGUUACACUGAAAUAUCAUCAUGUGGUAGGAGAAAUGACAUGCCUGAUUAUUUUGCAUAUAUUGCAGGGGAUACAAGUUGCACCAUAUCAUCACAUUUUACAUGCUAUGUAUUCAAAGCAGUAUCUGUGGACCAGAGUAGAGAUAUUCUUCUAACACUAG